AUGGAGAAUAUGGACGAACUCGUCGAUCAAGUGCUUGCAAUUGACUCUUCCAAGAGCCGAUCUGAUAUCUUAAUCGAUUUGAAGCAUACGAAAAGUGUGGAGACAACAAUUAAUAGAAUUUUCGAUGGCGAUUUUCUAAACGGCACAGAGCGCGAUCUUUCCAAAUCAGCUUUUCUUAUCAUAGAUUCUGAUGAUGACAACGAUACUCUGGAUCAAGAGCCGCCAAAGCAAAGGCAAAUAUCACCUCAAGCAGUUACACUACAAGACAGUUUUGAGGAAUUGUCGUUUGAUAGGGGUUCUCCCAAAGCAAGCUAUAGCAACGAUAGCCAAAUGCCAACGCCCAAAAGGAAACCGCAAACGAGGGAUGAGCUUGAUGACUUUUUCAAUACACCACCACCUGCUGAUAAAGAGGAUACUUUCUUACUUUUGGAGGAUGAUGAUGAAAACGACUUUGGAAGACCUCCACCAUCAUCAUCACCAUCCUUCUUAUCACUCGAUGAUGAUAAAAUGACACCACUUUCACCUGUUCAACUCACCAUGCGUAAAGAAGAAAAGACGAAUAGCAUCUUUGGAGCACAUUUUGACAAUGAUGAUGAUGAUGUAGAUGAAUUACCAUCUGCUACAGACUUUUUCGACGAACUUUUGUUGAAGAAACCUGCAACACCGAUAGUAGAACUUGACGAUGACGAUGACGAUGAUGCGAUUGAGAUUAUUUCAUCGCCUCCAACAAACAAAUCUUCAUCAAUAGAUCGAAAGGGAAAACGACGAGCUUACGAGUACGAUUUUGAUUUUGAUACAAUUGUUGAUCCUCCUCCCAGCAAUCGCCGCCGUUUAGAUGAGGACCCUCUUGACGAUGCUGUACCCACGACAUCUGCGGAAAGAAGAGAAAAGGAAAAGGAAGAGAAGAAACUUCAACGAGAGUUAGCAGCUGAAGAAAAAAAGCGACAAAAGGCAAAGGCAUUAGAGGAAAAGCAAAGACAAAAAGAGCAAAAGCAGUUGGAAAAGGAGCGCAAGACAUUGUUUGAGAAAGAGAAUAGGAUUCGAGCGGAUAGGAAUGAGAUUUUAAAGGAGAUCAUUGUCGAUAUUCACCCAAAUUUCCUCAAGACGAAGCCUGGGGAGUUGCUGGAGCUUGUAUUGACAAAGAAAGAAGUAGAAUUUCAAAAUCUCUUGCUGCAACAUCCAGAUCCGUCCUAUACACUUAGCUGGAGACGCAAAACUAAUUCUGAAUGGGAUCCAAGUAGCCAAGCAUUUAUUCCCCUUUGUAAAACCAAAAUUAUUCAAGAGCCCGUUGUACUUGUCUAUGUGGAUAUACCCAAAUUUACCCAACGCAUACAAGCAAAAACUAUUGAUAAAUACAUUGAUGUCAUUGAACGAGAUUGUGAUGGACGUCAAAUCAUGUUGCUGAUUGAAGGGUUGGAAGCGUAUUACAAAAAGAAAAUGCUCUUGAAACGACGCCAAUUUGAUGCAGAGGUUCGCGACGCUUUCAAUGCAGACGAGGGAUCCUCUAAUACAACAAAUACCAGCAAGCGAAAGAACAAUUUAGCCAAUCUCGAUGAUGGUCUGGAGCCGGGCGAUGUUGAGGAAUGUCUAAACUACUUGCAGUUAGUGCGUGGUGUCAUGUUGGUGCCUACAAAAGACGACGAGGACACUGCAAGCUGGAUCGAGAGCCUAACAACGGAUUUGGCACUAGGAAGAUACAAAUCAAAAAAUGUCAACGACUCAUACAAGGUGGGCAAAUCUGGAUCUGAUCCCAAAGACACGUAUCUGAAAAUGCUACAAGAGAUUCAGUUAUGUACACCUGCCAUUGCUGAUAGUGUUGCUUGGGCCUAUCCAACAUUGCAGUCAUUACAUCGAGCAUAUCAACGUAAAAACGCAUCAGAUGGCGAAUUGUUGCUGGCAGCAUUAGAGGUGGAAAGAAGUGCGCUUCGACAACGAGAUAGAAAGAUCAAUAGACUCAUGUCCAGAAAGAUUUAUACCAUUUUCACCAGCGAUGAUCCAGAGCAAAUUUUGUAUUAA
Messenger RNA from Mucor velutinosus, 2016 nucleotides. RefSeq names its product putative cell survival pathways protein. Gene Ontology annotation, cellular component: nucleus; Holliday junction resolvase complex. Gene Ontology annotation, molecular function: crossover junction DNA endonuclease activity; DNA binding. The coding region runs from base 1 to 2016 and encodes 671 amino acids. The record is from RefSeq and is a predicted model, not a curated record. Gene Ontology annotation, biological process: replication fork processing; resolution of meiotic recombination intermediates; double-strand break repair. The transcript has 3 exons. NCBI's taxonomy places the organism in Eukaryota, Fungi, Mucoromycota, Mucoromycetes, Mucorales, Mucoraceae.